This is a messenger RNA of Fraxinus pennsylvanica, 411 nucleotides long. The record is from the annotation of a GenBank genome assembly. Lineage: Eukaryota; Viridiplantae; Streptophyta; Magnoliopsida; Lamiales; Oleaceae.
AUGUCAAAGCGGGACUCUGGGAUUCGUCGAAGGCUGACUGAUUUAGAGGCUGUGUCGACUGUGUUGGACUAUGUCAACUCGAGCGAGUCAGGGCUACAGGAGAAGGCCCUGCACCUGGUGCUGAACCUCAGCUUAGAUGAUGACAACAAAGUGGGAUUGGUGGCAGAAGGCGUCAUCGAAAAGGUGGUAUCAGCCUUACGAUGCGGGGAUGGAGACUUGCGGGCGGUGGCGGCCACUGUUCUGACGAACCUGGCGGUGGUGGAGGUCAAUAAGAUCACUAUUGGGUCCUAUGGAAUGAGGAAAAAAGCUGCCACGGCUUUAUUCACUCUCUGCUCUUUCCCUGACAAUUGGGUUCGGGCUGUACAGAAUAACGCCGUUUCGAGAGGUGGAGGGGGAAGGGUGAAAUGGUAG